Molecule: messenger RNA, 1050 nt
Organism: Solanum verrucosum
Lineage: Eukaryota; Viridiplantae; Streptophyta; Magnoliopsida; Solanales; Solanaceae
Product: NDR1/HIN1-like protein 10
Exons: 2
Coding region: 50-823 (257 amino acids)
Cellular component (GO): plasma membrane
Source: RefSeq, a predicted model, not a curated record
AUAAAACUUCACAAUUCUCCGCCUUUUAUGCUACCAAAAAUUCUCCGCCAUGAACGACCCCAAUCGGCCAGUUACCGGUUACCCUGCCGCCGGAGCACCGCCGCCAAACCCUAACGGUUACGGAGGUGCUGCUCACCAACAACCACCGAUAGGCACCGCUUACCCAUAUGCAGCACCGCCACCUGCCUCCGCGGUGUACUACCAAAACAACCCGUACUACCAACCUAAUAAUCCCUACGACGCCCAACGCAACACCUUCCUCCGCCGAGUGAUCGGUAUGGCUAUAGCUGCUAUGGUCAUCGCUGGUACCUUUGUUUUCAUUCUCUGGCUUAUACUCCGUCCUCGAAUCCCCGAGUUCAGAGUUGAUUCACUGUCAGUAUCGAAUCUUAAUCUCACCAAUUCGCUGAUUUCUGGUAAAUGGGACCUUCGUUUUACUGUUAGAAACCCAAAUAAGAAGAUGACUCUUUACUAUGAUGAUGUCGCCGCUGCGGUUUUCUAUGAUGACGUGUCGCUUUCGGAUACAACGGUUCCGCCUUUCUUUCAGGAGAAGAGGGCUGAGACGGCCCGGCAAGCGAGUUUUGCUACUGCGGGAGCAUAUGUGAAUAAUCGGGCUUUUGAUCAGAUGAACAAAGAAAGGUCGCGAAAAGGUGCAAUUGGGUUCAAUGUGAGGAUGGUGGCUAGGGUUAGGUUUAGGGCUGGGGCUUGGAGAGCGAGGAGGAGGUUUGUAAGGGUCUAUUGUAAGGAUUUGUCAGUGGAGGUCGGGUCGAAUAAUUCAUCGGGUACCUUGCUUGGUGGUGCACGACAGUGCCGCGUUGGACUCUGACGGUGAUCUUUGCUUGUUUUAAGGUAUGCGUGGGAACAGCGUGUUUUUGCCAGUCUUAGUUGCCGCGUCUCUACCAAAACGACAUCAGAGGCUUCUGCUGCUGUUGCUGUUUCAUCUGGGAUAAUUUUUUAGGUUUCUUCAAUUAGAACUUGGUAGUAGUAUCAGUUAAUAUCAUAUGCUCCCAAAACAUAUAUUGUACAUGCUUUACAUUGACAACUUAAUUGUCU